Molecule: messenger RNA, 2385 nt
Organism: Penicillium manginii
Lineage: Eukaryota; Fungi; Ascomycota; Eurotiomycetes; Eurotiales; Aspergillaceae
Exons: 1
Coding region: 1-2385 (794 amino acids)
Source: RefSeq, a predicted model, not a curated record
AUGCCCGCCAAGUGGCCCAGCAUACCUCCAAUUGAGGAUGAAUGCAUUGAUACCAUCGGGCUGAUUGAGGGUUUCAAAAAUCAAUACAUGGAAAUAUGCUCGCACACACUGAAAAACCCAACUGCGACGGCUCCGGCGGGCUAUGUUAUGGGCCUGAUGUUCCACGCAAAUAAGGUCAUUACUCUCUUGGCUGAACAGCUUCAAUCAUCCCCGCAAAGGCAAUUGGUCUUGGUGGGAAAUAAUCCCAGCUUGGAACCCCAGGCUGUUUCAGGCCCAAGUGUAACGCUUCCCACUACCCCAGCCCUUGGGUCUUCGCGAAUCGCCGCGCAGGCCAGUGCGAAUGGCAUUGAGGCCCACGCGGUCGCUGGGAACACCCGGGAUCUGAAUCAUAGAGAUUUCAACGAAACCCCCCAGGAUUAUAGCCCGGAGGUUAUCCCGACGCGCGACGAGGAACAUGUUGACGACCCAAUGGACGAGGAAGGGGGUGAGAAUGGGAAGGGGGAGAUUCAAAUCGCGACAUCCAAAAGUUGCAAAGAGAAUACCGAGAAAGAUGAAGCCGCAUAUCGAAGCCCGUAUGUGUUUCAACCUGAUUCUAGUAUGGCCAAGACCGCUAUGGCUCAUACCCCAAGGGCUGCGGGUACCACAGUCAACAUCGAAAUGGUAGAUAUCAGCAUGACUGAAAGCGACACCGUCGACAAUAGAUUAAAUGACCCGCUCAGAGAGGACAUGUUAAUUGCUGGGGACGAGGACCCAAACGAAGAAGGCGAAGACUACUUCUUCUACGAUGACGGACUUGACGUGACGUCUGUAUUGUCAUCGGAUAUCGCAGUGACUGAACAUAACAGCCCAGUAUCCGAGGAACCACUCACAGCACCGAUACUGUACACUGGCCCGACUUCCUUCAGAGUACGCUGGGAAUGCUCUGAUCCCCCAUACGCAGCACAGGCAUACCAGCAAUACCACCAAGACCCCCAUAAAAAGCCACUAGCCAUCGUUAUCGAUUUGAACAAAGCUCUGCACACUAGCAGCGACGAAAGAUUGAAGGAGAAGUUGAUCAAGACCGUUCAAGUUGACAGAUCGGGGGACUUGGAUGUGUAUCCCUGGGACGGGGCAAAUACGGAAUACCUUAUCCAGAAUGCCCAAAGCUGGUUUCCACACCUUAGGAGAGGUGAAGCUGCUCGGGUACCAGGCCGCUAUACUACAGGUGUUGAUUGUCAAAAUCCUUCAUCCGAGGGAGGCUCAGCACCAACAAGUGUUGUACAGGUAUUACCAUUUGCCCUCAGGAUCUGUUGGAAAGGAUCGCGUUCUCCGUACAAAGACUGGGACUCCGACCGUGCAGUACAUUCUAUUUCGCAGUUGAUCACAUCUGCUCUACAAUCAAGUCGCAGACCUAGUCUGACGCAGAUGAAGAUUUAUUAUAUCGAGCACCGGCCGGAGCUCGGGGACAUCAUCAUCUAUCCCAAUAGCCACUCCGAAAGGAAAGAGCUCAUCAAGUAUGCGCAUUCCUGGAUACCAAACCUCGAAGAUGGAGAUUCUGCCUGGCUUCCAGGCUUUUAUCACACGGACACCAACGGCAAACCCACGCCCAAACCAUUUGAUGAUGUGCAUUUCCAGCCAUCGUCGCUGCUUGGGAUAGCUUGUUGUCCAUUUUACAUUACACUUCCAAUGACUGCUUGGAAAGAACAGGGAAUGUCUCAAUCCGAAAUGAGGGACCGAAUUGGCACCGCGCUGAAGCAGAGUGGCGAUCCCGAAGUGGCCGCAGUGAAAAUCUCAGGUGUUGUUCACCAAGGCGAGACUGGGUUGUUGCAUGUUCAUCUCAACUCGAUCGAAGACCGUGACCUGCUGCAAAGGAAUAUUCAUGAGUGGACUCUCAGGGUUCUCAACAAUGCCCCAGCUCAUGCCUCGCCAACUGCAACGAAGCCCACGGAGAAGGAUACGCAGAGGAGAAAAGAGGACCAGAGAUCGAUUAUGUCAAACCAGAGCAGGAAUCGAGAUCCCAUACCUGGUCCUUCUUAUACGCUGAGCAAGCCAGUGGUUCAAGGGUAUAAUGGCACACAGGACAGACCGGUACCUCAGAGGCUCAAGGAUCAAACCUCCAACUCGCGGUCUUUCAACCCGCCUGUCGGACCAGCCGCGCUCGAGCAAAAUGGUAUUGCUACACAUAAAAAACCGGAACCCCAAGGGCCUGGAGAUCAUACUCCCAAUACCCCAUACUUCCACCCAUCACGAUUGCAGCAAAUUGAUGCACUGAGAAGAUCGGAGCCGCGCGAGUUUAAUAAACCUCCUAACCAGACGCCUCUCAACAGCCCGAGGUUGCCAGCUGCACCCAAUUACAAUGGCCCAUCGAGAAUACCGGAGCCUCGAGAGCCCAAUCAACCCCCCUAA